This is a messenger RNA of Ochotona curzoniae (black-lipped pika), 669 nucleotides long. RefSeq names its product dickkopf WNT signaling pathway inhibitor 4 (gene DKK4). Gene Ontology annotation, cellular component: extracellular region. Gene Ontology annotation, biological process: negative regulation of canonical Wnt signaling pathway; multicellular organism development. Bases 1 to 669 code for a protein of 222 amino acids. Gene Ontology annotation, molecular function: receptor antagonist activity; co-receptor binding. Lineage: Eukaryota; Metazoa; Chordata; Mammalia; Lagomorpha; Ochotonidae. The transcript is spliced from 4 exons. The record is from RefSeq and is a predicted model, not a curated record.
AUGGUGGCUCUGGUCCUGCUAGGGCUCAGCUGGCUCUGCACACCACUGGGAGCUCUGGUGCUGGACUUCAACGAUAUCAGAAGCUCCGCCGACGGGCAGGGGGCGCGCCAGGGCUCACAGUGCCUAUCUGACAAGGACUGUGGUUCCAGAAAGUUCUGCCUCCAGCCACGUGAUGAGAAGCCUUUCUGUGCCAUGUGUCGGGGGCUGCGGAAGAGGUGCCAGCGAACCACCAUGUGCUGCCCAGGGAUGCUCUGUGUGAACGAUGUUUGUACCACAGCACAAGAUGUGGCCACCGGACUGGAAAGACAAGCCGAGGACCAGGGCGGCACAGAUACAAGAGGGGCGACAGAGCAUCCGAUCGCCGAGAGCCAGCCCAAAAGGAAAUCUAACAUUAAGAGAUCGCAGGGCGGCAAGGGACAAGAAGGUGAGAGUUGCCUCAGAACUUCUGACUGUGGGCCUGGCCUCUGCUGUGCCCGCCAUUUUUGGACUAAGAUUUGCAAACCUGUCCUGCAGGAGGGGCAGGUCUGCUCAAGGAGGGGGCAGAAAGAGACUGGUCAGGCACCAGAGAUCUUCCAGCGCUGCGACUGCGGCCCUGGACUGUCGUGUCAAAGCCAGGCGGCCGGCCGGCGACAGCACACACGGUUAAGAGUGUGCCAGAAACACAGGUAG